This is a messenger RNA of Phascolarctos cinereus (koala), 2123 nucleotides long. It is a transcript of the gene RAB3A, whose product is annotated as RAB3A, member RAS oncogene family. Lineage: Eukaryota; Metazoa; Chordata; Mammalia; Diprotodontia; Phascolarctidae. The record is from RefSeq and is a predicted model, not a curated record. Gene Ontology annotation, molecular function: GTP binding; GTPase activity.
GCAUGGGAGGCCCCGCCCCGCUCUUUGCAGGACGUCACUGGGUUCUGCAGGGGCCCGAGGUACCCGAGCCGCGGGAGCUGCUGGAGCCGCCACAGCCGCUGAAGCCACCGCCGCCGCAUUGGUGCAAGGGAGCCAGGCUGCUGCAGACUGCGCGCUAGAGCGAGAUGGCAUCAGCCACAGACUCCCGCUAUGGGCAAAAGGAAUCCUCCGACCAGAACUUUGAUUACAUGUUCAAGAUUCUCAUCAUUGGGAACAGCAGUGUGGGGAAGACAUCCUUCCUAUUCCGGUAUGCUGACGACUCAUUCACCCCAGCCUUUGUCAGUACUGUGGGCAUAGAUUUCAAGGUGAAGACCAUCUAUCGCAAUGAGAAGAGGAUAAAGCUGCAGAUCUGGGUGAGCUUGGGCUAUGAGGGGGCCAGGACUCUGACCACGGCCUACUACCGAGGGGCCAUGGGCUUCAUCCUCAUGUAUGACAUCACCAAUGAGGAAUCCUUCAAUGCUGUCCAGGACUGGUCAACCCAGAUCAAGACGUACUCGUGGGACAAUGCACAGGUGCUGCUUGUGGGAAACAAGUGUGACAUGGAGGACGAGAGGGUGGUGUCCUCUGAGAGGGGCCGGCAGCUAGCAGAGCACCUGGGAUUCGAGUUCUUCGAGGCCAGCGCCAAGGACAACAUCAAUGUGAAACAGACCUUCGAGCGACUGGUGGACAUCAUCUGCGAGAAGAUGUCAGAGUCUCUGGACACAGCCGACCCUGCUGUGACCGGAGCCAAGCAGGGCCCCCAGCUCACAGAUCAACAGGCACCCCCACACCAGGACUGUGCCUGUUAAGGCUCUGUCCACUCUUCGGCGGUCACUAGCAUUCCCCGUCCUGCUCUCCCACCCCCAGAUGGGUCACCCUCCUUGUGUGCCCCUCACUCCCUCACUCCAGGGCCAUGGAGCCCAAAGUGCACAGUGAGAGUAGGGCCCAGCAGGGAAGGAUGGGCCUCAUAUGUCUUUCCAGUCUCCCCGCUCCCUCAGUCUCUCUUGAGCUCUUAGGAGCUUCUAUUCCUGUAACUUAUUUAAUUUAUUAAGCUAUUUAUUUAUUUAUUUAGAGGCUUGUUAAAGGGACCAUGCCCCACUUGCUGAAGCCCAUCUCUGCAUCCCCAAUCCUAUUCUUCCCCUCUUCAUACCUCCAUCUCCCUUCCUCCAAUAGGCUGAUCUCCUGGGCCCCAUGAGGGCCCCACUCGUGGGAUGUUUCCCCCAUUCCGUCCCAACUGCAGGGUCCCUCCUUACCUCAGUUCCUUGUAGAAAUCCAUCUCCCUCUUCCUCUUGCUGUCUUCCUCCUUGUACAUAUGCGAGACUGAACCCUGUACAUAGGAUUAGUGAGUGGUCCUGUGUGUUCCAUGCCAUGCUGACUCGUGCCCAUGGAUUUCUUGUGUAUCAGUUUAACGCCACUUCUAAAACCCAGCAUUUCAGGGCAGAACACGGACAGAGGGGCCAAGCACCAACAGCCUCAUAGCAAACUGCUCUUCCUACUGUCUCUGGGGGUAGAUGAUAGAAGCAAGCUGGGAACCCCCAACUUUCCAUGUGACCUCUCUGGCCCUACUCAAGUUUGCACAAGAUGAUGGGCUUGUGUCUCACUCUUGGGAGGGCCUGGUCUGGCUGCACUGCUGGUGCAUUUGGCUUAAAUUGCUAUGAAUACCUUGGAUGGGGGUGGAGAAUGGCCCCACCCAGCCCAAUUCCCCUUCCAAGUCCUGGAACAUCGUUUGUUUUUUGGGGGGUGGGGGACACACACACCAAGGAGCAUGUUUCCUUCAGGCCCUCUGCUCCCAUGUGUUUGUAUAAUUGUUUCAUGUGGAGAAUGAGAGUUAGUGACUGUGUCAGCAACCAAACUCAAGUAUCCCUUCUUUUUCAUUUUUUUUCUUGGGGUGGGGGUGGGGGUGUGUGCCCAUGCAGAUCCCUGAACGUUAACCUAGCAAAAGCUCCCCUUGGUUGUGGUUUUCCUGAUGACCUUCUGGGGACAGCUACAGUGUACUGUACAGAUGUGACAAGUGUCAAACACAGGCUGUUUCCUAAAUCACUGUAUCACAGAAGUGUCGUGAGAACAAUAAAACCCUGCUGAGCCCAGUCGGCUGGAUGUGUAAA